Coturnix japonica (Japanese quail) is the source of this 5244-nucleotide messenger RNA. RefSeq names its product formin like 2 (gene FMNL2). Gene Ontology annotation, biological process: cell migration; regulation of cell shape; cortical actin cytoskeleton organization. Lineage: Eukaryota; Metazoa; Chordata; Aves; Galliformes; Phasianidae. Gene Ontology annotation, molecular function: actin filament binding; small GTPase binding. Gene Ontology annotation, cellular component: cytosol. The record is from RefSeq and is a predicted model, not a curated record.
AGCCAUGACGGGCGGCGGCGCGGCGUGCUAGAGGGCGAGCGCGGGGCGCGCAGCAGCGCGGAGGGGCCGCCGCCGCCGCCAUGGGGAACGCGGGGAGCGUGGACUCGCAGCAGACGGAGUUCAGGGCGCACAGCGUGCCCCUCAAGCUGCCCAUGCCCGAGCCCGGGGAGCUGGAGGAGCGCUUCGCCGUCGUGCUGAACUCGAUGAACUUGCCUCCUGACAAAGCCCGGCUGCUGCGGCAGUAUGACAAUGAGAAGAAGUGGGAGCUCAUCUGCGACCAGGAAAGGUUCCAAGUGAAGAAUCCCCCGCACACGUACAUCCAGAAGCUGAAGGGCUACCUGGACCCAGCUGUCACCAGGAAGAAAUUCAGGAGACGAGUCCAGGAAUCUACACAAGUACUCCGAGAACUGGAAAUUUCUUUGCGAACAAACCACAUUGGGUGGGUCAGGGAGUUCUUGAAUGAAGAAAACAAAGGCCUGGACGUACUAGUGGAGUACUUGUCGUUUGCACAGUAUGCAGUCACGUUUGACUUUGAAGGCUUGGAGAACAACGUGGAAAACUCAAUGGACAAGUCCAAGCCUUGGAGUCGGUCGAUCGAGGACCUGCACAGGGGCAGCAAUUUGCCCUCACCAGUUGGCAACAGCACCUCGCGCUCAGGCAGGCACUCCACGCUGCGGUACAAUACUUUACCGAGCCGAAGAACUCUAAAGAACUCCAGACUAGUGAGUAAGAAGGACGAUGUCCAUGUCUGCAUCAUGUGUUUACGUGCCAUCAUGAACUACCAGUAUGGAUUCAAUAUGGUCAUGUCGCACCCGCAUGCCGUUAACGAAAUUGCACUAAGCCUGAACAACAAGAAUCCCAGGACAAAGGCCCUUGUCCUAGAGCUCCUGGCUGCUGUUUGUCUCGUCAGAGGAGGGCAUGAAAUCAUUUUGUCUGCAUUUGAUAACUUCAAGGAGGUGUGUGGAGAGAAACAGCGCUUUGAGAAGCUGAUGGAGCACUUCCGAAAUGAAGACAACAACAUAGACUUCAUGGUGGCUUGCAUGCAGUUCAUCAACAUCGUUGUGCACUCGGUGGAGGACAUGAACUUCCGGGUCCACCUGCAGUACGAAUUUACAAAGCUGGGCCUGGAUGAGUAUUUGGAUAAACUGAAACACACAGAGAGUGACAAACUGCAGGUGCAAAUUCAAGCGUAUCUGGAUAACGUUUUUGACGUGGGAGCAUUACUGGAGGAUGCUGAAACCAAGAAUGCAGCCCUGGAAAGAGUUGAAGAACUGGAAGAAAACAUUUCCCAUUUAUCUGAAAAACUCCAAGAUACGGAAAAUGAAGCCAUGGCAAAGAUUGUGGAACUGGAAAAACAGCUUAUGCAGAGAAACAAAGAACUGGAUGUGAUUCGGGAAAUCUACAAAGAUGCCAAUAGCCAGGUUCACACCUUGAGAAAAAUGGUGAAGGAAAAAGAGGAAGCCAUCCAGCGACAGUCAACACUGGAGAAAAAGAUCCAUGAACUGGAGAAGCAGGGGACCAUUAAGAUCCAGAAGAAAGGCGAUGGUGACAUCUCUAUCCUUCCUGUUGCUCUGGCCUCUGGGAUGGUGCCGGUGGGGGCAGAGGCUGCAGCUGGCACGUGUGUCACACCGGCUGCUGGAGCUGCAUCUUCCGUACCACUGCCACCACCUCCACCACCGUUACCAACCUUAGCAGCAUCGGAGGCAGUACAAAAUGGCCCCGUGACAGCACCAGCGCCGCCUCCACCACCACCGCCGCCUCCACCACCACCCCCAGCACCGCCACUGCCAGGCCCUGCCCUGGACACGGCUCCUGCUGCCCCGCUGCCCCCACCGCCCCCGCCGUCAGCACCCCCCCUGCCCGGCACCUCCUCUCCCACCGUGGUGUUCAACUCAGGGCUUGCAGACGGGCCGAUCAAGCUCUUCUCUGUGAAAAUCAAGAAGCCGAUCAAGACCAAGUUCCGCAUGCCAGUAUUCAACUGGGUCGCCCUCAAACCCAACCAGAUCAACGGGACGGUGUUCAACGAAAUAGAUGAUGAAAGGAUCCUGGAGGAUUUAAAUGUGGAUGAAUUUGAAGAAAUAUUCAAAACAAAAGCCCAAGGUCCAGCCAUCGAUCUUACAUCAAGCAAGCAAAAAAUAACUCAGAAAGGAUCUAACAAAGUCACAUUACUGGAUGCAAACAGGGCCAAAAAUCUUGCCAUCACUUUAAGGAAAGCUGGAAAGACGGCGGAUGAAAUAUGCAAAGCUAUUCACGUGUUUGACCUGAAAACGCUGCCUGUGGAUUUUGUUGAGUGCCUCAUGAGGUUUCUGCCCACUGAGAACGAGGUGAAGGUGCUGCGGCUCUACGAGCGGGAGAGGAAACCCAUUGAGAACCUGUCUGAUGAAGACCGUUUCAUGAUGCAGUUCAGCAAGAUCGAGAGGCUGAUGCAGAAGAUGACCAUUAUGGCAUUCAUAGGCAACUUUGCUGAAAGCAUCCAGAUGCUGACCCCGCAACUUCACGCCAUAAUAGCUGCGUCUGUCUCAAUAAAGUCAUCUCAAAAGCUUAAGAAAAUUCUGGAGAUAAUCUUGGCUCUCGGUAACUACAUGAACAGCAGUAAGCGAGGAGCGGUGUAUGGAUUUAAGCUACAGAGUCUAGACCUGCUCUUAGAAACGAAGUCAACAGACCGAAAACAAACCCUGUUGCACUAUAUUUCUAAUGUCGUCAAGGAGAAGUACCAGCACGUAUCCCUCUUUUACAAUGAACUUCAUUACGUGGAGAAGGCUGCUGCAGUGUCUCUAGAAAAUGUCCUCUUGGAUGUGAAGGAGCUCCAGAGAGGCCUGGAUCUGACGAAGCGUGAGUACACCAUGCAUGACCACAACACGAUGCUGAAGGAUUUCAUUCAGAACAAUGAAGGAAAGCUGAAGAAACUGCAGGACGAUGCCAAAAUUGCACAGGAUGCCUUUGAUGAUGCUGUGAAGUAUUUUGGGGAGAAUCCGAAGACAACACCCCCCUCAGUCUUUUUCCCAGUGUUUGUCCGAUUUGUGAAGGCCUAUAAGCAAGCAGAAGAAGAGAACGAGUUGAGAAAAAAGCAGGAACAGGCCUUAAUGGAAAAACUGAUGGAACAGGAAGCGAUGAUGGAGCAGCAGGACCAAAAGUCUCCUUCUCAUAAAACAAAGAGGCAGCAGCAGGAGCUAAUUGCAGAGCUCAGGAGGCGGCAGGUCAAGGAUAACAGGCAUGUGUACGAAGGGAAGGAUGGUGCUAUUGAAGAUAUCAUAACAGCCCUAAAGAAGAAUAAUAUCACUAAAUUCCCAAAUGUUCACUCGAGGGUAAGGAUUUCUUCUAGCACACCGGUGGUGGAGGAUGCACAGAGCUGAUCUUCGAAACCAGCCGUACCGCCGGGCCGACGCGCUGAGGAGGAGCGUGCGGCGGCGCUUCGACGACCAGAGCCUGCGCUCUGCCAAUGGCACCGAGAUCACCAUGUGAGCUGAGGCCUCUGCGGAGCCGGGCUGCCAGCGGUGCCCUCCCUGCCCGCCUUGGGAACAGUACGGUUACCCCCUAAAGGGCUCAGACACCUAGAAAUGCAUAGGAACGUCAGCGAUGGGCUCUCCACUCAGCCGUAGCUAACAAGUGCCUAAAAUGGAAGUACCUGCUCAAAUUAACCGAAGCAAUAGGACUUGAUUUGAUUGGGUAUCUUUUGACACCAAUACAUUAUUCAGUAUUUUUAACCAAAAAGUAAAGUAUGUGUUGUUUUGGGGUGUUUAGUUGGGUUUGAUUAUGUGAAAACUUAGCGAUCGGUCUUCUGUUGGCCGGACCUGGAUCCCCACUGGUUGGAAGGAGGUAACUCUGGAUGUGCUCUGCUGCUGGGCUUCUACAUGCAUUCCUGUCCUUGGCCGAGGGCUGACCUUGGCUUCAGCUGCACUUACUGGCUUUUCUUUUGUUAAAGAAACAGAACACUUAAGGGCUUUCUGUAUCUAGUAGGGAAAUAGCGACAAGAAGAGCUCCGUACCUUGUUCCGCCAUACAGACCCUGUGCGCCACAGCUGGACGUGGUAACGCAGUUGUGUGCUGAGGAGACCUGUGGGCAGGGAAGCUUUUGUUGGCUGUAAGGCUCGGGGUUUGGUGGUGUGCAGUGUGGGGCUGAGGCACGAGGGGCACGGGGGGAACCGGCACAUUGUGAUCGCACAGCGUGGGAAUGGCAGAGAACGCAUCGCCUGCCCUUCAGCUAGAGGCAACUUUCAUCUAACAGUGUAUUUAUUAAUUAGCACUAAGGUAUUAACAUCUCAGUUAUCACCACUAGGGUUCCGAGGACCAUUACAGCUCCAUACUAGCACAGAGAUCGCGUUAGUGCCCCAUGCAGCUGCGUCUCCCUUUGACAAUCGCGCUCCAAUUCAGUCCCAGGGCUCACACAUUCAUCAGCUGCCCUGUGAGGUUUGCAGUCACAUCCCAAAGCUCCCAACAGGCCGGAUUGGCGCCCUGUGCACCCUGCAUGGCCUGCAGCACUGCCUGGAGCCGGCCCAAAGGAGGAGUGUGGCCGCAGCCCUGUCUGUGCUUCCGAGCUCGUUGUGCUCACAGCUUCCCCUCCUGGCAUCGCCGCCUCAAUACGUUCAUUGUAAAAUUUAUUGUAUAGUAUUUAACCACUGAAUUUCUUUUCUUUUACGUUGUGCUUAUGUGAACCACUGGUGAAGGUCCCGUUUUUCUUGGAUAAUGUGUAGUUAUAUGAUAAUCUGUUUUUAAAUGUACAGAUAUUUUGCUACAAAAUCGGUGCCGUUUUUUAUGGUUUUUACACUCCUUUCACUCCCACUUUUGCCUCUGGGUAAUAUUGUAAAUAUUGUUUAAAAAGCAAACAAACAAACAAAAAAGCAUCAGCCUGUGCUAUACAAUCCGAAUGUCGACUUAACUUAUCGUUUGUGUUUUUAUAUUUAACCGAGUGGGCAGCUGAGGGCUCAGUCACCGCAUUGACCUCCGCUCACCCAUCCACACAGCGCUCCCUUCAUCGGCAGCCAGGCGGUGGUGGUCGGCGGUGGUCGGCGGGCUGGGAGCUCUGCUGCCUCAUUCCUGUGCUCAAAGGUAUUUUUCUUUUUUAAACCUAAGGCAGAAACGAUCGUUGGACUGCAGUGCAACGCUGGCAUGUUCUCUUUCAUCUUUUUCUAGUCAUAGAUCUGCUUCUUAGCAAUAUUAGAAGUGUUUUAUAAAAGCAGUUCAUGUUACUUUCCUGGUCUGUUCCUGGCAUAAGAGCAAAUAAACUAUUUACACUACUACACCGUAA